This is a messenger RNA of Arabidopsis arenosa, 1524 nucleotides long. The record is from the annotation of a GenBank genome assembly. NCBI's taxonomy places the organism in Eukaryota, Viridiplantae, Streptophyta, Magnoliopsida, Brassicales, Brassicaceae.
AACCAAAGAAAGAAAAAGUUUCGAUUACACAUCUUUUUUCCGGCAAUCACUUUUCUCUUCUAAGAUUUUGCUAAAAGAGUUAAAAAUGAGAACACUUUGUCCAAAUUUCGACAGAGAAGACGGUCUAGAGACCGUGUUGGAAGUUCCGAUGCCGGAGGAGUUGUUCUGUUCCGACAACAACAAGAGCGGCACUUGGCGUAGCGUCAAAUCUAGUUUGCUCCGGUCACCGCCGGAUAACAGUAGCAGCCUCGCCACACUUUUUGGUGGUCGUGACGCUCAGAUUCAGAUGCUUCUUGGAAUUGUUGGAGCUCCGUCGAUCCCUCUUCCUGUUUCUUCCGAUCAAGACGAGAUUGAUCAUCCCAUCUCCAAUCUCAUCAAAAACCAAUCUAUUGAAUCAGCCAUGGCGAAGUACAUAGUAAAGCAAUACACCGCAGCAGCUGGAGGAGAGAUGGAUUUGGCUGCGGUGGAGAGCAUGUACGCGAUCGGAAAGGUGAAGAUGGGAGUGACUGAGUUUUGUGCAGCGAAAACCCUAAAUGGGAAGAGGAAGAAGAAGAUGGUGAGGAUAAGAAACUUCAAUAACAACAACGGAAACGGAGGAGAGAUGGGAGGUUUUGUGUUAUGGAAGAAAGGUUUGAGUCAAUGGAGUUUAGAGCUUGUUGUUUCGGGUUGUAAAGUUAGUGCUGGUUGUGAUGGUAACGUGGCUUGGAGACAAAGCCCUUGGCUCGCACAUUCUCAUGCUUCUAAUGAACCUUCUGGACCACUUAGAAGGUUUCUCCAAGGGCUUGAUCCUAAAACCACCGCAAAUUUGUUCGCUGGAUCGGUUUGCGUGGGUGAAAAGGCGGUUAACGACGAAGAAUGCUUUGUGCUUAAGCUCGAAACGCAGCCUUCGGGACUUAAAUCUAGAAGCAAGAGCGGUAUGGAGACGGUGAAGCAUACCGUGUGGGGAUGUUUUAGUCAAAGAACAGGACUUUUGGUUCAAUUAGAGGAUACUUAUCUAGUACGGAUCAAGACCGGUCCGGAAGAAGAAGAUAUGGUCUUGUGGGAAACGACGUCUGAGACAUUGAUCCAAGAUUAUAAGAGCGUUGAUGGGAUUCAGAUCGCUCACAGAGGAAAAACACGUGUCUCUUUGUUGAGGCUUGAUGAGAGCUUAGAGAGCCAUUCAAAGACUACAAUGGAAGAGAGUUGGGAGAUUGAAGAAGUGGGAUUUAAUGUGAAAGGUUUGUCUUCGGAUUUCUUCUUGCCUCCAGGUGACUUGCAUACCAAGGAAGAAGAAGAAAGCGAAUUUAGUUUUGGAGAUUAUAGUAGUCCUAUGCUGCUUCCAUUGAAGGUUAGUACAGCUUCAUGGAAACUCAAGUCCUCUAAAGUCACAGCUAUUGAAGAUUUUGGUGAAUUUGAGGGAUGAAAAAUGAAGACGUUUCAAGAUAUUUUUAUUGUAAAUUGAUCUUCAUUUUUUUGUUGUUGUAUAUAUAUGAAAAUUAUGGAGAAAAGUGCUUGUAAAUAACAUUAUAAAGAAUAGAAAAGCAA